This is a messenger RNA of Diatraea saccharalis (sugarcane borer), 684 nucleotides long. NCBI's taxonomy places the organism in Eukaryota, Metazoa, Arthropoda, Insecta, Lepidoptera, Crambidae. The record is from the annotation of a GenBank genome assembly.
UCUAAACCUACUCUAUUUCACGAAAUGACAAAACGAACAUUUGAGUUUGACAUCUAAUUGUUCGGAAUUCUUACCUCAAAUUGACGAAGUAAAAAAUGUUACCUUUUCAUUUUCGUGAGCAAUUUUUUAUUUUCGAAAUGGGGUCUAUAUUACUAUUAAUCGAGUCAGCUCUCAGUAAAGAACGAUUAGACCGUAGAAGAAAUCGGCAGCGGCUUCGAAAUAGCCUUAAUAUAAGAAAUAUUCUCGAUACUGAGUUUGUAAGUAUUUACAGACUCAGAUGUGAAUUAUUUCAAGAACUAUGCCAAGAGAUUAUACCUUUACUGCGUCCACAGGCAAGAUCUCAUGCCAUCGAGUCCACAAUUAAACUUGGAAGAUAUUUUAUCGUAGUUCUUGAUAAAAAAAAUUGAAAGGAAUCUUAUUAAGAGACAGUGAGUACCUAAUAGUUUAUUUUGGCUUUAUGUAUGAAUUGUGAAUAAUUACCUAUAGAAUUAUGUCAUUAAUAUUACAGAUUUUACGAGGCAUAUAGGCUUUAUUAUGCCUGAAAAAUAUGACUGACAAAAAGUAAAUUUAUUACUAAAAACCUUUUUUGUGCCGAAAAACUAAAUAUUACUUACAUACUUAAUUAUAAAGUUUUUUACUGAAUUGUCAAGAUAAAUUUCGGAACUCACAAUAAUUAAAUAAAAU